Molecule: messenger RNA, 2817 nt
Organism: Closterium sp. Naga37s-1
Lineage: Eukaryota; Viridiplantae; Streptophyta; Zygnematophyceae; Desmidiales; Closteriaceae
Source: the annotation of a GenBank genome assembly
AUGUGCGGCUCCUCCAAGGCCGCAAUCCUCCUUCGCCUCGUUCUCGCUUGUGCAGUCUCUGCACUCGUAGUCUUUGUGUCCCUAUGUUACUGGAGCAUUUUCGGUGUGAACCUCUCGCCGCAGGCGGAGGAGUUCCGGGAUUCAUGGGAUUCGUGCGUGACGCAGCGCGCGGGCCAUCUGUUCAAGCUGAACAUGCUGUCGGACCUGCAUUCGCAGAAGUGCACGAAUCUGGUUGAAGCCGCCGUCGCCAAAGGGGAGGCUUUGAUGGCGCGCGGGCGGGACCUGCGCAAACGCGGGGAGACGGAGGUUGCGGACGGCUGCGCGGUGAAGUACGACGCGAGCGCGGAUCCGUGGGACAGCCAUCCGCUGCCUAGCGACAUGUUCUCCCAGUCGGGUUGCAAGCUGGAGUGGGUUAUUUACUCCUCGGAAUGCGGGGUGAACAUGGUGCGCCUCGCGGAUUUCGCGCACAUGGCGGGCAUCAGCUUCUCAAUCAUCGGAAGCCGCCAGCCCUGGACGGGCCAAGGCGGCCGCCUGCGCGCCAUCCGCGACUUCCUCGCGGCGCUGCCGCGCGAUCGCGUCGUGAUCACCACCGACGCCGACGACGUCUUUCUCAUGCCGCACCCCAAAUGCCGCCCGCAAAACUUCCUCGACGCCUUCUUCGCGCUCAACGCGCCCGUUGUUUUCGGCGCGGAGAUAUUCUGCUGGCCGGAUUGGAAGAAGCUAGAGCCGUACUUUCCUCAUAAAAGAAAUUCGUCCGUGAAUCGGUUUCUUAACGCGGGAGCGUAUGGCGGGUACGCGUGGGCGCUGGCGGAGAUCAUCGAUCUGAUCUACGUGCGCGACUGCAUGCAGGACCAGCGCGGGUUCAUCCUCGCGUUCCUCGCGCAGCAGUACCUCUUCCGCGACAUGCCGCUCGCGCCCAACCCAGACCCCGCCGCCGUGCGCGCUUCGUGGGAAUCGCCGAGCGACGUGGCCGAGGCGGUGCGCGCGCAGGCGGAGGCGGCGAAGUCGGCGAGCAGAGCGGCGUGGCGGAACAACCGCACGGUGCUGUACGACUCCGAUAUGUCGCCGUUCCACCGCCUGCCCGCCAAGCCAAAGCAGCGCGUAAUGGACGAAGCGAGGCGAGCGGGGCACAGGAACGCGGCGGCGGUAAUGGCGGCGCCGUUCAUUAAACUGGACCAUUACAGCUCGCUGUUCAUGCACCUGGGUGGACUCAAGUGGGGCAACUUCACGAUUCUGGGUACAGGGGAGCAGGCGCUGGUGCGACAGGUUAUUUCGGGGGGUGAGGCAUGCAUCUUGCACCAGCAGGGGAAUAAGCUCACCAAUAUCUCCAUGACGCAUAUAAUGAAGGAGACCGGGUUGGAGGAGCUGAGAGAGGCGAAAGGUUUAAUCUCCGAUGUUUACCGCCUGUGCUGCUCCUCCAAGAUCGCGAUCGUCCUUCGCCUCGUUCUCGGAUGCGCUGCCUUUGCACUCGUAGUCUUUACGUACAUCUGCUAUUGGACCAUGGUUGCCACCAACCUCUCGCCGCAGGCGGAGGAGUUCCGGGAUACAUGGGAUUCGUGCGUGACGCAGCGCGCGGGACAUCUGUUCAAGCUGAACAUGCUGUCGGACCUGCAUUCGCAGAAGUGCACGAAUCUGGUUGAAGCCGCCGUCGCCAAAGGGGAGGCAUUGAUGGCGCGCGGGCGGGACCUGCACGAACGCGGGGAGGCGGAGCAGCAGGUUGACGGGUGCGCGGUGAAGUACGACGCGAGGGCGGAUCCGUGGGAUACCCAUCCGCUUCCUAACGACAAGUUCUCCGAGUCAGGUUGCAAGCUGGAGUGGGUUAUUUACUCCUCGGAAUGCGGAGUUAACAUGGUGCGCCUCGCGGAUUUCGCGCACAUGGCGGGCAUCAGCUUCUCUGUGAUCGGAAGCCGCCAGCCCUGGACGGGCCAAGGCGGCCGUUUGCGCUCCAUCCGCGACUUCGUCGCGGGGCUGCCGCGCGAUCGCGUCGUGAUCACAACCGACGCCGACGACGUCUUUCUCAUGCCGCACCCCAAAUGCCGCCCGCAAAACUUCCUAGACGCCUUCUUCGCGCUCAACGCGCCGGUGGUUAUCGGCGCGGAGAUCUACUGCUGGCCGGAUGGGAAGAAGCUAAAACCGUACUUUCCUCUUGAAGCCAACCCGAACAGGCCAAGACACUCCGUGAAUCGGUUUCCUAACGCGGGCGCUUAUGUCGGGUACGCGUGGGCGCUGGCGGAGAUCAUCGAUCUGAUCUACGUGCGCGACUGCAUGCAGGACCAGCGCGGGUUCAUCCUCGCGUUCCUCGCGCAGCAGUACCUCUUCCGCGACAUGCCGCGCGCGCCCAACCCCGACCCCGCCGCCGUGCGCGCCGCGUGGGAGUCGCCGAGCGACGUGGCGGAGGCGGUGCGCGCGCAGGCGGAGACGGCGGCGUCGGCGAGCAGAGUGGCGUGGCGAACCAACCGCACGGUGCUGUACGAUUCCGCUAUGUCGCCGUUCCACCGCCUGCCCGCCAAGCCAAAGCAGCGCGUGAUGGACGAGGCGCGUCGCGCCGGGCACAGGGGCGCGGUGGCGGUGAUGGCGGCGCCGUUCAUCAAACUGGACCACUACAGCUCGCUGUUCAUGCACCUGGGGGGACUCAACUGGGAUAACUUCACGAUUCUGGGUACAGGGGAGCAGGCGCUGGUGCGACAGGUAAAUUCGGGGGGGGAGGCAUGCAUCUUGCACCAGCAGGGGAAUAAGCUCAAAAAUAUCUCCAUGCCGUAUAUAUUCAAGGAGACCGGUUUGGACGAGCUGAGAGAGGCGCGAGGGUAUGUUCCCUAA